UUUGACCUACUCUUGGACAUCGCCUCUGACCCGUACUUAUCACGUCUCCUGCGGCCCCAGCAACUCAGUUCUCUCAAGCGCUCUAACGGAUUCUCACCCUUGCGCUGCACAUGAAGCUAGAGGCUUGAAUCCUGACCAUUCUGGUCCCGGUCUUUGAUUUGAGCUAAGAUGGAGCUUUCAUGGCGGAGGCUCUUAAUCUUCUCCGCCGCGGCGCGGCUGAUCAUGAUACUCUUUGGCGAGUGGGAAGACGCGAAUCUGGAGGUCAAGUACACGGACGUAGACUAUUUGGUAUUUACCGACGCGGCUCGCCUGGUUACCCUAGGUCGUUCGCCGUACGAGCGUUACACGUAUCGUUACUCGCCGCUUCUCGCGUGGAUUCUGGUGCCAAACGUGUUGCUUCACCCGCUCUGGGGAAAGCUGUUUUUCUCAGCAGCCGAUCUUUUGGUGGGUCACCAGAUCCGAUCUCUCCUGCUUCUACGUGGCAUUUCCGACCACGUGGCAGUCCUGUGUGCUGCCACGUGGCUCUUCAACCCCUUUACUGUCACCAUCGCUACAAGAGGCAACUGUGACGCCCUUGCUGCUGCUCUCAUCCUCCAAGUGCUUCUUGGACUGUUGCAGGGGAAUAUUAUUUCUUCUGCUUUUUGGUUUGGCAUCGUGGUGCAUUUCCGAGUCUACCCGAUAAUCUACUCGCUGCCCUUCGUCCUCUACCUCUUCCACACAUAUCCACUGCGAAACAACACCUCCCUCGGUGCCAGCUCACUGACCAAUUCACUGCGAAACAACACCUCCCGUGGUGCCAGCUCACCACCCAAAUCCUCCAUCCCUGAUACUGCUAAAGCCAGCGCGCUUUCCCGCAUUUUGAAGGGCCUUACAUUGCCUGUAGAGUUUGCUGUGGUUUCUGGGGGCACGUUUGUCCUCGUUACAGCGCUGUGCUGGAGACUGUACGGGGACCAGUUUCUUAACGAGUCACUGCUGUACCAUGCCUCGCGGUCUGAUCACCGCCACAACUUCUCAGCUUACUUCUAUGCGAUAUACCUGAUGACCAAUCAGGGAGCGCCAUCUGUCACAAGCAGGAUCCUCUCCUUUCUGCCUCAGCUUCUGCUACAAUCAACUUUCUCCCUCAAGUUCUUCCAGGACCUCCCCUUCUGCCUCUUCGUACAAACAUUCGCAUUUGUGGCUUUCAAUAAGGUGAUAACCUCGCAGUACUUCGUUUGGUUCCUCUUCCUCCUUCCCCUGAUCCUUCCCUUCACGUCUCUCCGCCUCACAAAGUACGGCGGCGCUUGUCUUCUUCUUUGGCUCGCUGGCCAGUCUUACUGGCUUUGGUGGGCGUAUAAUCUUGAAUUUGGGGGACUUUCUUGCAUGCUCCCCCUUUGGGUUGCUGGUAUUAUGUUUCUUGCGGCAAAUGUGGCUAUAUUGGCUUGCUUGAUUCGGAGCCAUACGUUCACUUCGUUUCUGCCUUAUGCCGCCUCUGCACAUAAGAAGGUAAACUAGUUGUAAUAAUGCGUGGACCAAGUAACACGAAAGGUUGAGACUAGAGCAAACUCUUGUUAUGAGGGACGACCAUUAUUAUAGGGAACUGAUGUGGUUUUGACUAGAA
Messenger RNA from Closterium sp. NIES-67, 1597 nucleotides. The record is from the annotation of a GenBank genome assembly. Lineage: Eukaryota; Viridiplantae; Streptophyta; Zygnematophyceae; Desmidiales; Closteriaceae.